AUUUUGUGGAUGAUUUCAGGUGUCGAGGAGGAAGUCGGAUUCUAUGAGUCCCGUGAGGAAUCGCGAAGAAGUAUCUCUGGAUCUCACGGGAUCACCGUUGAAGGAUGAAUGUCCCAUUGAGGCUCUAGACAUUUCGGCCAAUUUGAGAGAUAAUAAGAGGGAAAAGAGCUGGGAAUCUGCAGAGGAGGAAUACCAGGGAGUCGAUCUGGAGGCUAUCAUAAAGAUUUUCAACAGCCUCAACUACAAUAUUGCAUCGGAAAGUGGAAUUUCCAUCUGGGCUCUCUCGCAGAGGGACUCGAAGAAUGCUCUGAUCCUGCAGAAGGAGUUCCUUCAUGGCUGGAACUCUCGUGGGAAGAUCUGGUCUGAUGGCCAGCUUCUGCUGGAGGAUGUGAACUUGGCAGCGCUCAGGACUGUUCAUUUGUCCUUUGUCGGCGGCAUUGAGAAGGUGGAGAUGGACAUAAGUUCGCACUACAAACUGGCGAGCAACAUUAUGCUGGAGUUCAACUGUAUCAACACAAACCAAACCACCCUAAUGAAUACCACCAAUUCCGUGUGCACUCUGCGACAAGAGCUACCUGUUGAUUCGAAGGAUUUUCUAGCGGAACAAUACUGGCGCCAAUUGAUAAUUCUCGACAUGAUUGCCAAGGAGAUUGCAAAGUACAAGAUGCACGAUGAUAAGCGGAUCGAUCCAGUGUACGACUGCGGAAGCAACAUCGCAACCAUUGAAUCGCUCAGGGACGAGAUAAGAGUGACUCUCACUGAACUUCCACUGAACAUGACAAAUCUCAAGACCACUGCGUCACAGAACACAGUGUCUUCCGUGCUGGGAAACACUCAUGAGCGCGACUGCCUGAGCAUCACUGAUAAACUGUGGGAUAUCCUUAAGAUGUCAGCCUCGUAUCGAGACCUCAAAAUGGCUUUCAACUUCAUCUUUCACUCUGCCUGCGAGAAUAAGAUUCUGAAUGUGGAAACCAGUGGCAAUCACUUGGCGAUGCUGAUUGAUUCUCUGGCUCACAAGGAGGUGAGUAUUCCUUGUCUCGUGGGAAGUGAGCCACUUGAGUUGCUGCUGGAAAUUGGUCUCGAGAAGGCGAGAAAGGACUAUGAGUACGUGUUCUCGAACAGCAAAGUGUGCUUCCCGGAAGAAUUACAGCUUCAAUUCCAGGGCGAGGCGACUCUGGAGGAGAAUCAGCCGUAUUCCAAGAGAUUGACGUCGCGGAAGUCUCUAUUGGGUGGCGGCAAUCAGGCCAAGUCAUCUCGAGCCACGUCGGCAAAGUCCCUGCUCAAGAAUCCCACCGGCCAAGAUGCCAUCGACGAUAAUAUGGUGGGAUUUCGCAAUAGUCACUUCAAUCGUGGCGAAGUGGAGUAUCGAUUGGCGAAGUUGGCACAGGUUCACUUCGUUCUCGAGCACUUGCUAAUAGCGGAGGGCCUGAAAUUGACCAACCUGAAUCAAUUGAUCACAAGGAGUCUCUUGGAUGCACCACUCGUGGCCAUGAAGGACCUCAACUCAGCUGAGCACUACACACUUAACAUUUCCGUGCCGAACGACCAAGUUGUGGGCCUCACGAAAUUGCAAAGGCCAAAUUCUCUGCGCAUUGUUAUGCGUUCCAUGAAUAAGUUCAGACAAGUGGAAAAUACUUUUUAUUACACUUCAGAAGCAAUUAUUCCGCCUGAAACUUUCCCAAUGAAUGCAGAAAAUUUAUCAGAAGUUGAUGAUGACAUUGAUAAGGAUUUGUAUUUGGUGCAUCGCUACUUGAAAAUCAGGACGCUGAACCGCAAUGGUGUGAAAUAAAUGAGAAUAUAAAUGCCUCUCGAGCAGGAUUUGACCAUAAAUGUAAUUGUAUGCAAAAUCGA
Molecule: messenger RNA, 1851 nt
Organism: Phlebotomus argentipes
Lineage: Eukaryota; Metazoa; Arthropoda; Insecta; Diptera; Psychodidae
Gene: Zwilch
Product: protein zwilch
Exons: 7
Coding region: 44-1789 (581 amino acids)
Biological process (GO): mitotic spindle assembly checkpoint signaling; protein localization to kinetochore
Cellular component (GO): RZZ complex
Source: RefSeq, a predicted model, not a curated record